Molecule: messenger RNA, 2882 nt
Organism: Choloepus didactylus (southern two-toed sloth)
Lineage: Eukaryota; Metazoa; Chordata; Mammalia; Pilosa; Megalonychidae
Gene: SESN1
Product: sestrin 1
Exons: 10
Coding region: 132-1787 (551 amino acids)
Biological process (GO): negative regulation of TORC1 signaling; cellular response to L-leucine; regulation of response to reactive oxygen species
Cellular component (GO): nucleus
Molecular function (GO): L-leucine binding; oxidoreductase activity, acting on peroxide as acceptor
Source: RefSeq, a predicted model, not a curated record
CUCAAACGUGUAUUUUCAUGACGACUCGAAUUCUCUGAUUUUAUUAUAUUUCUCAUUUGAAAAAUACAAAGUGCUUUGAGGACAUGGUGGAAGGCAAUUGAAGACUGGAAAGGAAAAACUCCCAAAUUGUCAUGGCUGAAGGAGAGAACGAAGUGAGAUGGGAUGGUCUGUGCAGUCGAGACUCAAGUACUAGAGAGACAGCACUGGAAAACAUUAGACAAAUCAUUUUGAGGAAAACCGAGUAUCUUCGUUCUUUGAAAGAGACACCUUCUCGUCCAUCAGAUGAGCUUUCAAAUGCUGUUUCGUUGGAUGAGUUGAAUAAGCUUCUUGCUCAUCUGCUCAUGCUUUCUAUGAGGUGUCCCUUUAAAGAUGUACGAGAGAAGAGUGAGCUUAUUCUAAAGAGCGUCCAGGAACUUGGAAUUAGAAUUCCUCGACCACUAGGACACGGACCAAGCAGAUUCAUCCCAGAAAAGGAGAUUCUUCAAGUGGGGAGUGAAGACACACAGAUGCAUGCUUUAUUUGCAGAUUCUUUUGCUGCUUUGGGUCGUUUGGAUAACAUUACCUUAGUGAUGGUUUUCCACCCACAAUAUUUAGAAAGUUUCUUAAAAACUCAACACUAUCUACUGCAAAUGGAUGGGCCAUUACCCCUUCAUUAUCGGCACUACAUUGGAAUAAUGGCUGCAGCAAGACAUCAGUGCUCCUACUUAGUGAACCUUCAUGUAAAUGAUUUCCUUCAUGUUGGUGGGGACCCGAAGUGGCUUAAUGGCUUAGAGAAUGCUCCUCAAAAACUACAAAAUUUAGGAGAACUUAACAAAGUGUUAGCCCAUAGGCCUUGGCUUAUUACCAAAGAACAUAUUGAGGGACUUUUAAAAGCUGAAGAACACAGCUGGUCCUUAGCGGAACUGGUACAUGCAGUGGUUCUACUCACACACUAUCAUUCUCUUGCUUCAUUCACAUUUGGCUGUGGAAUCAGUCCAGAAAUUCAUUGUGAUGGCGGUCACACAUUCAGACCUCCUUCUGUUAGUAACUACUGCAUCUGUGACAUUACAAAUGGCAAUCACAGCGUGGAUGAGAUGCAGGUCACUUCAGCAGGAAAUAUUUCAGUAAGUGAUUCCUUCUUUGAGGUCGAAGCUCUUAUGGAAAAGAUGAAGCAGUUACAGGAAUGCCGAGAUGAAGAAGAGGCGAGUCAGGAAGAGAUGGCUUCACGUUUUGAAAUAGAAAAAAGAGAGAGCAUGUUUGUUUUCUCCUCAGAUGAUGAAGAAGUUACACCAGCAAGAGAUGUAUCUCGUCACUUUGAGGAUACUAGUUAUGGCUAUAAGGAUUUCUCUAGACAUGGGAUGCAUGUUCCAACAUUUCGAGUCCAGGACUAUUGCUGGGAAGACCAUGGGUAUUCUUUGGUAAAUCGUCUUUAUCCAGAUGUGGGGCAGCUGAUUGAUGAAAAAUUUCACAUUGCUUACAAUCUUACUUAUAAUACAAUGGCAAUGCACAAAGAUGUUGAUACCUCAAUGCUUAGACGUGCUAUUUGGAACUAUAUUCACUGCAUGUUUGGAAUAAGAUAUGAUGAUUAUGACUAUGGUGAAAUUAACCAGCUAUUGGAUCGUAGCUUUAAAGUUUAUAUCAAAACCAUUGUUUGCACUCCCGAAAAGGUUACCAAAAGAAUGUAUGAUAGCUUCUGGAGGCAGUUCAAGCACUCUGAGAAGGUUCAUGUUAAUCUGCUUCUUAUAGAAGCUAGGAUGCAAGCAGAACUCCUUUAUGCUCUGAGAGCCAUUACCCGCUAUAUGACCUGAUGCCUUUCCUCCGUUAAAGAUGAUGGAAUGAUCAGCAGAUAUAGUCUACAAGGGGAAGGUACUAAGCCCCAGGACCAAUGGUAGAUAAAAGAAUUCAGAAAUCCAUUGCGCCAUGAUUCCUUUAGUUUCUGCUAUUUUACUGUGGAAAUGCCACUGCUGGCAUGAGCAGUGAAUGCUUGGCAGCUUCAAGGUUAGAGCUGUGAAGAAGGGCUGCCAUUCACAGUAUUUUGCUUUUUGACAGUACAAGAUGCUGUAUAACUUUUAAUACAGCAAAUAGUAACUCUCCAAAUCCUGUUGCUUUUAUGUUAAAUAACAAGAAUUGGAGCAUGCAAAGAAUGAGACUUGGACAAUGACUUAAGCUUUAUAUAUAAAGAAUUUUAGAAAUCUUGGUGCUGCUCUUCCUGCUGGUGAAAUGAAUAGAAUGGCUGUUCCAGUUAAGCUAUUAGUAAUAAAAGUGAACACUGCUACUAUCUGAGCCUACAUACAUAAUUUGCGUGGUUUCAAAUUAAACUUGCCUAUGUGUUCAUUGUUUUGCAUCUAAAAUAGCAUAGAAUUAUUACUCACAGCUCAGCAAAGACCAUUUUGAUGGUAAUAGUUCAUUUCUUUCACUAUAGUUCUUUUUAAAUUCAGAGUUACUGAAUGACAGUAAAUUAUAGUGGUGUCUUAAAGAUUUUCUUCAAAAAACAAUCUUAAAUGAAAGUCUGAAAAUUAUAAGAAAAACUGCCUAUCUUUUGAUAUACUGUUUCCCAAGAUUCUCUGACACUGGAGGGCAGCUGUCUUGUGCAGUAUUUUUGUUUCCAGCACCAAAGAUGUGGGAAAUGUUGCUGUACACUACUGCACAGUUCUGGGUGCGUUAUGUCCCUCCACUCCUGCCUGCCUCCAUGGUCCCCACUUUAAAGGUUGUGCAGCUCCUUAAAUAAUAAAGCUGGAAAAUAUUUUUGUCAGGUUAUCAAGUUUGACUUGCAAAAAAUGUUAACUUUGUUUGAAAUGCAAACAGGUUUAAAAAAUGUAUUAAGUACUUUGUAUUCUGGAAGCAUGAAUUGCCUUUCAAUUCUGUCAGUAUUAUUGGUAUUUUUCAAUAAAGAGUAAUUUUUC